Molecule: messenger RNA, 611 nt
Organism: Desarmillaria tabescens
Lineage: Eukaryota; Fungi; Basidiomycota; Agaricomycetes; Agaricales; Physalacriaceae
Exons: 1
Coding region: 184-534 (116 amino acids)
Source: RefSeq, a predicted model, not a curated record
UGUCAUGAGGAUACGAGCCGCCAAUAGGCGCGCGAUUCUUGGAUCUGUGUAUCCGGACGACCGUCACAUCAUCGUAUCAGCGAAUGUCAGUCUCUGUUCGGCGUAAGCUCUGCACAAACGACUUGUACUAAUCGCAGUUCCUAGACAUCCACCAUCGUACAAUUUGUCCAUCUAGAUUACGGUAUGGAACAUUGCAGCGUGAUGUUCUCUUUGCCCCCACCCAGUCGUGGAUUUGAUCCGGAAGUGGUAAUCCAGGAGGAGUCAUCUAUCGAUGUAUGGCUCUUAGAUUCAAUCUGGUCGGAACGGCUCAUACGCGUAGCAGCGGGGGAAGUGGUGCCGAGGAGAAAGACGUUGGUGGCGACCAUUCGACCUUACGGUGGCAAUCAGACGGUAGAGCGCUUCUACUGUCCCUCGGGAGGUCAUACGAUGCUCGAACUCGCGUGCUCAAAAUCCAGCAGUCAGCCCUGUCACCUGGAAUUUUGGCAAAAUGGGGAAAUUUUCCCUCCUGCAGGUACGCGAUUGGAUGGUACUUAGAGUACACAAACGAAACUGACCGAGCUUCUAAGGCAUAUACAUAGUACAAGAGAGCAGUCCAUGUAAUUGACUCUUUU